Messenger RNA from Agrilus planipennis (emerald ash borer), 1928 nucleotides. Its product is annotated as ras association domain-containing protein 10-like. The record is from RefSeq and is a predicted model, not a curated record. The transcript has 7 exons. The coding region runs from base 509 to 1765 and encodes 418 amino acids. Lineage: Eukaryota; Metazoa; Arthropoda; Insecta; Coleoptera; Buprestidae.
UCGUGAAGCGUGAAGAGCCAAGAGCCUAGCUGACAGUGUACGCCGGGCCAGUUGCUUACCAACCGCUAAUAACAAACGAUCUACGCGAAAGUUUCGUAUAUUUUUCGUUGAUUCAUCACGGAUACGUACACAAAUUCGCUGCAUUUCAGAACGCGAGUGACCAUUUCUUGAAGACAAUACGUACAAUUGGACAUAUCGCAACGUCGCUCGUUUCCUUAGUUCAAAUUUGGACAUUCUGAUCUAGAUAUCAUUCGUGACCAUUUCCAUAAUUUAAAUGUUUUCGUUCAUAAUAUUUUAUCGUGACCUAUUCUCACGCUGAACAUCAUCACGAAAGUGGAAUAAUUAAAACAUAACUGUGGAAAAAAAAAGAGUUCAACUCAACUAGAUAUCUACCGAUUGUAAACAAGGGCAUUAAAUGUUCGGAAUACUGGCCCAGAGCAAGGAGCAAUCGACAACCUUAACCAGGAAACUGUAAUUUCUUGCCAGAAAAAGAACAUCAGCAGUAAAGAUGAUGUGUACAGAAAGUCGACAGUACAACAAAACUUUAGACGAUUCUGAUGUAGAAAGUGAUAGCAGUGGUGAAGAGUUACCAAUAUGGGUGCGCGGUGAGCAACGAUGGGUAUCGGGGGUUGCUGCAGAUACCACGUGCCAAGAUGUAGUAGAAGUCUUACUUAGAGAUGAAGAAGCAAGGGGUAAACAUGUUGGAGUAACAGAAGAUUACCAUAUAACGGAAAGAUGGAGAGGAGUUGAACAACCAUUAGAUUCAAAAGCCUAUAUUCUGGACAUAUGGAAUGCCUGGGGUACAGCUCAGACAGAAAUUAAAAUAUCGUUAAGAAGAGUAAAAGAUGAACGAUUCUUAUCACGUCGUAAACGAUGGAGAUCAGAUUCGAGUAACUGGUCCGAUCGAAGUGCCUAUAAAACAGUCCAUCCGAAGAGGCUACACGCCUUACAAAAUGAAAAACAUCCCUCUAGUACUGAGCAACUUUUAAAAUUAGUUUUAGCGCAAGGCGAAGUAAUACGAAAGCAACUUAAAAAAUUAAGGCACAGCGAACAUCAAAUUGGGUUUCUCGAAGAAAAAGCUCAUAAAGCAAGGGCAAGAAAACAUGGUAGUAAUUACCUUCUGGAAACUUACUUGAAAGGACUUUCGGAGGCAGUACAUCCAACGUUAGAGGAAAUCCCGUGUGUUGACAAAAAUAGCGACAGUGGUGUAAUGACCGAAGGAGAUAGCGAACAAUCACAACAUAAUAAACAGUCGUCAAACAAAGAGAACGAGAGAUUUUCACCGUCUUCUGACGAAUUACAAAAAGAUAUCAAAGACGAUGAAGAUUCAAGUUCGACCACGAGCGAAGCCACAGUAAGAGAACAGGCAAUCCUUUUGGAAAAAGUUACAAAAAUCAACAAACGUCUUCUACGUGAAGAAGAGAACCUCGUGAGGCUACACGCGAAUUUUCGCAAACUCCACAAAAUGAAGAAAGAUAACACUGAAGAAUUAAACAAGCAACUAACUGUGUUACGCACAGACAUGACCAAGAGUGCGUGCGAAAUGCAGCACAAUGAAAUCGUAAUGGAAGAAACGAUGGAAAAGCUGAUGAAAAGAAAGACCUGUUUGGAAAGUCUUCAUAGAGACUUAAUAAACGAAGACCAGGAAUUCGAAAUGCUUCAAGCUUUGCUUUAUAGCAAAACGCAUAGACUAUCCAAAACACCGUACUUCGUACAAUGUAACCAAUCAAUCAAUACCAAAGAAGUGUUAGAUACCUUAGUAUAGCGUUUUUAUUUUUAGUUUUUAUAUAUGUUUAUUAUAUUCAUACCAAAUUUUGAGUACCUUACAUAAACAAUAUUAUUAACCUCACCCCUUCUAAGAUAUUUCCAUGACGAGAUGUGAUCAAGGUGUUAUUUUUAUACGACAAUAAUAAAAUAUUACAUGUUAA